GCUUACAAAAACGCACAGGUCUUCUCACACGGCCUAGACUUUGCUAUAAAGACCUGGUCUGUGUGUGCCGAGUCAUUUCAGUCACUGCUCGCAGUCUGUAAACAUGUCUGGAAGAGGUAAAGGAGGAAAGGGACUCGGAAAGGGAGGUGCCAAGAGGCACAGGAAGGUGUUGCGUGAUAACAUCCAGGGUAUCACCAAGCCCGCAAUCCGUCGUCUGGCUCGACGAGGUGGUGUCAAACGUAUCUCUGGACUCAUCUACGAAGAGACCCGUGGUGUCCUUAAGGUUUUCCUUGAGAACGUCAUCAGGGACGCUGUCACAUACACCGAGCACGCCAAGAGGAAGACUGUCACAGCUAUGGAUGUUGUGUACGCUCUGAAGAGGCAAGGACGUACUCUGUACGGAUUUGGCGGUUACUUUGGUUCCCUCACUGACAGCGUGCUUGGCCAAUUCACCGGGCAGAAGGAGACGGACAGCGGUCUGGAUCUCCCGACUGGUGAUGGUGGACCUCUUGUUGUAGUGAGCGAGACGGGAAGCCUCAGCGGCGAUUCUCUCAAAGAUGUCGUUGACAAAGCUGUUCAUGAUGGACAUGGCCUUGCUGGACACACCGGUGUCGGGGUGCACCUGUUUCAACACUUUGUAGAUGUAGAUGCUGUAGGAUUCCCUCCUCUUCCUCCUCCUUUUCUUGUCAGUCCCACGAUGUCUGGACGUGGUAAGGGAGGAAAAGUAAAGGGAAAGGCAAAGAGCCGAUCAUCCCGUGCCGGACUUCAGUUCCCAGUCGGACGUAUCCACCGUCUGCUCCGCAAGGGAAACUAUGCCGAGCGAGUUGGAGCCGGAGCACCAGUGUACUUGGCUGCUGUCCUCGAGUACUUAGCUGCUGAAGUUUUGGAAUUGGCAGGAAACGCCGCCAGAGAUAACAAGAAGACCAGGAUCAUCCCCCGUCAUCUCCAGUUGGCCAUCAGGAACGACGAGGAGUUGAACAAACUGCUGUCCGGUGUCACCAUCGCACAGGGUGGUGUUCUGCCCAACAUCCAGGCUGUUCUUCUCCCCAAGAAGACCCAGAAACCCGCCAAAUCAGAAAUGGCUCGUACAAAGCAGACCGCCCGUAAAUCCACUGGAGGCAAGGCCCCACGUAAACAGUUGGCUACCAAGGCCGCCCGUAAGAGCGCCCCAGCCACCGGAGGAGUAAAGAAACCUCACAGGUACAGGCCAGGAACAGUCGCUCUCCGUGAAAUCCGUAGGUACCAGAAGAGCACCGAGCUCCUCAUCAGGAAACUGCCAUUCCAGCGUCUCGUCCGUGAAAUCGCCCAGGAUUUCAAGACCGACCUGAGGUUCCAGAGCUCUGCUGUUAUGGCUCUUCAGGAGGCUAGCGAAGCUUACUUGGUCGGACUUUUCGAGGACACCAACCUUGCUUUAUCUGUAAACAUGUCUGGAAGAGGUAAAGGAGGAAAGGGACUCGGAAAGGGAGGUGCCAAGAGGCACAGGAAGGUGUUGCGUGAUAACAUCCAGGGUAUCACCAAGCCCGCAAUCCGUCGUCUGGCUCGACGAGGUGGUGUCAAACGUAUCUCUGGACUCAUCUACGAAGAGACCCGUGGUGUCCUUAAGGUUUUCCUUGAGAACGUCAUCAGGGACGCUGUCACAUACACCGAGCACGCCAAGAGGAAGACUGUCACAGCUAUGGAUGUUGUGUACGCUCUGAAGAGGCAAGGACGUACUCUGUACGGAUUUGGCGGUUAAACCCAGAACGAACCCUGUCAACAAACAACACAAACGGCCCUUUUUAGGGCCACCAAACUUCUCAAAAAGCUUCAAUAUCACUCGAAAAUACGCAAUCUUUGUUUGUUUCUUUAU
This is a messenger RNA of Pecten maximus, 1849 nucleotides long. RefSeq lists its product as uncharacterized. Gene Ontology annotation, molecular function: protein heterodimerization activity; DNA binding; structural constituent of chromatin. The transcript has 6 exons. Gene Ontology annotation, biological process: nucleosome assembly. Gene Ontology annotation, cellular component: nucleosome. Bases 104 to 1735 code for a protein of 543 amino acids. NCBI's taxonomy places the organism in Eukaryota, Metazoa, Mollusca, Bivalvia, Pectinida, Pectinidae. The record is from RefSeq and is a predicted model, not a curated record.